AUGGGAGACCAGCAAAAGGCUUUAACAAAGUGGGUACAGAUUCUUAUAGAAUCUGAAAUGCAUGGAGUUAAUGAAGUUACUAUCCAGAAGGCAUUAAGCUAUUUUAUGAAGAUGUUAUCUGGACGCUUUGGCGCCAGAGUGACUGAUGAAAAAGUUAUAAAAAAUUAAUUGAUAAGACAAGCGAAAACAAAUCAGUAACAAUUAAGAGUGUAGGAGCUGUUAAAUAAAUUAGAUAAGUACCCUGCUGCUAUUUAAAAUAAAUCAGCGAUUCUUCAUUUAUUAUUUGCACUCUCGAAUAGCGCUGAAAUUAAACAGCAUUUUGAUAAUGUGGAAGCUCUGUUUAAAAAUAAUAAUUAGGGAAUUAACACCACCAUGGAAAUAGAAAAUAAUACAACAAUGAAUACUUUAGCUAAUAACUAGUCUAAUACUUUUAACUAAACUUAGAAGUCUUUUUUAGGCUAAAGUAACAUUUAGUUCUUACAAACAAUAAAAAAGAUUAGCAACAAAGGUAAUCCUAACAUAGAUCUAACUGAAAAAGAUUUGAUUAGGGAUCUUUUGUUUACUUUUCAAGCUAUUGAUGGCCACUAUAUCACUCUUAAUAAAUAAGAAGACAAGUUUAUGCUUAAAAAUAAUGUUUCUGUAUCUGAUCCAGUUAGAGAAAUGGUUAAUAAAUUAGCUAGUAUGGGAGAUUUAUUUAGAAAGAUAUAAAUAUACUUAUAAGGAGAACCUUAAGGAUAGAUUCGUUAAGCACUUCACUAAGCUAUUAGAGAUGAAUUAAAUGAGUAUUAUAGAUUGAUAGCAAUUUUUGAAAAUGAAUUAAAUGCUUCAUAUAACAAUUAAAUCCUUUCCUAAAAUAAUUAAUCCUUGCUACUAAGCUAAGCUUCCUAUCAAAAUCCAUAAUAAAAUAAUGAAAAUAACUAAAAUAGUGUAAAUCUUUAAAAUGGAUUUAAUCCUAAUUAAUUUACUUUAAGAAAAUUGUAGUUAUGGGUAAUUGAACCUAUGGAAAGAUUGAAAUGGUUAGCUAUCAUAUGUGAUGCAACUAAAGGAAUGAGCGGAUUUUAAGUAAUAUCUGCUGUCAAUGCUUACGAAACAUAAGGAAGUCCUCCUAUCUAGUAGCUAAUUAGCAGAAUCCUCCAAAGUAUCGUUUAGCCUUUCAUUAAAUAUGUUAACUCAUGGGUUUACAAUGGAGAAUUAAGUGAUCCAUUAGGAGAAUUUUUUGUAACAGAAAAUGUAGGUGAAGCUGAUAUUUGGAAUAAAAGAUAUUCUAUGGUAAUAAAAUAAAUUCCUAACAUCAUAGACAAACAUAAUGCAAUUACAAUUUUUAACAUUGGUAGAAGUGUCAACUUUCUACACAAAUCAUGUAAAUCCAGUGACUGGAAGUUAAACUUAGCUCCUUGCAAUUUGAAGAUUGUUGAUAAAAAAAGUUUUGAUGUUUUUAAAUAGUGGAUUUAUGAGGCUGCAUUGUUAACCAACAACAGAAUAGUUAAUAUUUUGGUUGACAGAUACUAGCUAAAGUAGCAUUUAUUGAACAUAAAAAGGUAUAUUUUAAUGGGAUAAGGUGAUUUUAUUUAGUCACUUAUGGAAGUACUCUCUGAGUAACUCUCUAAAAAUGCAAACGAAAUACAUCGUCAUAAUCUUUUAUCUAUUCUCGAUGGUGUGAUAAAAGGAAAUAGUAAUGCCUUUUAAGAAAGCAGCUAAAGAUUAGAUAUUAAAUUGUUAGAGGCCUCUCCUGGAGAUAAAGGUUGGGAUAUCUUUACUUUGGAUUAUAAUGUAGACUCUCCUAUAGAUACUAUAUUGUCUCCAUCCGUGAUGAGAAAUUACCUAAAGAUAUUCAAUUUCUUAUGGAGAGUACGUAGAGUUAGUCACUGCUUGUCUUAAAUUUGGUUGGAUCAUAUGAAGUCUGCAAAUCUAAUUGGAAGAGAAAGAUCUCAUGAACCUAUUUCCAAACUCAUGAAAAAGUUUAAUAUACUCCGUCAUUAAAUGACCCAUUUCAUAAAUAAUUUAACUUGCUAUAUCAUGGUAGAUGCGAUUGAAACAACUUGGAAGCAAUUCCUUGAUGAUUUUGAUAAAACCAAGGACUUUGCAGAAAUCAUUUAGACUCACAUAAAUUUUGUAUAGUCCGUCUUAGAUAAGUCUCUCUUAACAGAUAAGAAUAUUAAUAUUUAUAGACUAAUGAAUUCUCUAUUUAAUUUGAUUAUCAAAUUUAGAAAUACUUAAAUGAUUAUAUUAACUGAAAUUCAAGAAGAAUAUGAGCGUAUCAGAGCUAUCAAAAAUACAAAUAAGCAAAAAGCUAUUCUCAGUGAGUUUGGUCACGAUUUUUCACGUAAUAAAGAUUUUGAUUAGGAAGAUGAUGAACAUGGUAGCGGUAGCGAUCAUUAGCUUGAGUCUGAAGACUUUUAAAUUCCUUAGAAUGCAAAUUAAUUUAACUAAAUUUAAAAAGAUUUUCAAAAGUAAUUUACAGAAUUGUUAAUAUUACUUAAAAAAGAAGACAAGCUCCGUUUCUUGAGUUUUAAGUUAGAUUUCAAUGAAUAUUAUAAUUCAAGAUAGAAUGAAUCUCUAGCUAAUUUUGGAUAAGACUAACUAAAUAAAUACUCAGCCAGUGGUACAUUAAGGAUGUAAAAUUUUAACGUAAAAGUUAAUAGCAAUUAAGGAAGCAGCUAAAAUCUUGGUGGUGAAAUCCCUACUUACAACAAUAACACAAAGCUUUUUAAUUUAGGUCCCCACAGCAACAGCUUACCUCCUAACAGGGAAACUUCUUAAUUCUUUAAACCUGAUGUUAACACGGCUAUUCCUAAGCCUAAUAACUUUGGAGCUGAUUUAAACACCAAAGACAGCUUCUUCUCUGCCUUAUCAAAUAAUAACAAUUUAAAGAAUAGCGGAUUUAUCAAAAAAGACUCAUCGUUCCUCCAAAAUAACUCCUUGUUCAAUUAGGAUCAAUCUUCUAUUGCUAACAACAGCAAAAAUAAUCUAAAUAAAACAAAUCUAACUGGAUUUAGCAAUCUUGAUAUUAACAGCUAAAAAUCUUUGAAUAACUUCUUUUAAGGUAAAAGUAAUGCCAGUAUAAAUCUUACCCAAAAAUAAGAUUUCUUCAAACCUUCUUCUGGUAUGCCUUCAAAUAGAAGCUAUAAGACUGUUGAAAGCAACUUUACAAAGAUGGAAGAAGAGUAAAAUGCAGAUAGACAAAAUGCUUAUUAAGCAAACUUAUUCUCUAAAAAUAAUCCAUUCAGCAACAACUUUACAGGAAUGGAUUCAGAAGCAUUUAAGUAAAGAAUAAAUAAUCAACAGCAAAUCUCUAAUGAAGAUUAUCUAAGAUAAAAUAAAUUGCCACAACCUUAAUAGAACAAUUUCUUUUAAGCUUAAAAUAAAACACAACAACAAAGAAUUAACAGCAGAAACAAUUUAUCAAGACAAUAAGAAGGGGAUGAAGAAGAAGACUAAAAAUAUUAAGAUUCAGACUAGAAAAAUUAUAACUCGUCUGAUAUGUACAAUAAAGAUGAUCAGGAUGAAUAAUACGAGUAAGGAGAACAUGAAGAAUACGAAGAUUAAUAUGAUGAUCAAUAUAUCAACGAUCAGUAUUAGCAAAAUGAUGAAGAAGAUGAUCAGGAAGAUCACAAUUAAUCUAACUACGAAUGA
Tetrahymena thermophila SB210 is the source of this 3633-nucleotide messenger RNA. Its product is annotated as Spc97/Spc98 family protein. Gene Ontology annotation, biological process: microtubule nucleation; cytoplasmic microtubule organization; mitotic cell cycle. The record is from RefSeq and is a predicted model, not a curated record. NCBI's taxonomy places the organism in Eukaryota, Ciliophora, Oligohymenophorea, Hymenostomatida, Tetrahymenidae. Gene Ontology annotation, molecular function: microtubule minus-end binding; gamma-tubulin binding. Gene Ontology annotation, cellular component: gamma-tubulin small complex; spindle pole; equatorial microtubule organizing center. The transcript is spliced from 3 exons.